This is a messenger RNA of Scophthalmus maximus (turbot), 2092 nucleotides long. RefSeq names its product germ cell-specific gene 1-like protein. The record is from RefSeq and is a predicted model, not a curated record. The transcript is spliced from 5 exons. Gene Ontology annotation, cellular component: plasma membrane. The coding region runs from base 357 to 1277 and encodes 306 amino acids. NCBI's taxonomy places the organism in Eukaryota, Metazoa, Chordata, Actinopteri, Pleuronectiformes, Scophthalmidae.
AAUGCAUGAUAUUGCAGGGAAAAGAUUUGUGGAAGGGGAGGAGCGACGGGCGAGCGGCGGAGGAGAGAAGAGGGAAAGAGUUCAAGUGGAGCAGAGAAAAGACAAAGAGUCGGCGGUCGGCCAUGGGUUUCUCUUGUGCCUGUGGACGUGGAGAGAACGGACCCUUCCAUCGAGGUGGCGGCGCGUCAUCGGAGCCAGCGGACGGAUGUGCACCAGUCUCGCCCAAGGAGCCGCAGAGGCAACCAGAUUAUGAAGAUUUGAUACAUCUGCUGGGAGGCGAAGCUCGGCGGCUGCAUAUCCAAAGCCAGGAUUAGUUGCCCCUUUCAUUUCAUCUGCUCUUGGCCGGCGCCUCGACCAUGAGGCUAGAGCACGGGCGGCGGGCCUCGCUGGCGCUCACCCUCAACCUUGUGGCGUUUGCCUUUGCCUUGUCGGCGGUGACCACCAGCCACUGGUGCGAGGGCACCAGGAAGGUGGCCAAGCCCUUCUGCACGGGCCCGCCGGUGAAGGCCAAGCAGUGGUUCUGCAUCCGCUUCAACAGCUCCAACAUCAACGACACGCGGCUGGUGCAGUACAUCUUCGAGACGGGCGAGGAGAAGUUCCUGAUGAAGAAGUUCCACACGGGCAUCUUCUUCUCCUGCGAGCAGGCGGCCGACAUGAACGGGUUCGACUGUCGGGACUUCUUCGAGAUCGCCCCCGAACACGAGAGAGGGGUCCUGUGGUUGUGCAUCGUGGCCGAGACUCUGUACCUCGCCCUGCUCUUCGCGGGCGGCGCCCUGAUGACCCUGGAGCAGUGUCCCUGCUUCAGCAUCAUGAACAAGCUGAAGCUCAGUGCCUUCGCCGCCUUGUGCACGGCCCUGUCAGGCCUUUGUGGGAUGGUGGCCCACAUGAUGUUCACCACCAUAUUCCAGCUGGCCGUCGCCAUGGGGCCAGAAGACUGGAGGCCAAAGACCUGGGACUACAGCUGGUCUUAUGUUUUAGCGUGGGGCUCCUUCGGCACCUGCAUGGGCUCGGCGGUGACGGCUCUGAACCGGUACACGAAGACCAUCGUGGAGUUUAAAUACAAGCGACGGAACAUCGAGAAGAGCCUGCUGAUCAAGCAGAAGAUGAUGGAGCUGGACCUCCCCGAGCAGAUGUGGGACAUGUACCUGACCGCCGUGCCCGCCGACGCAGAGGCGCCGCUAGAGCUGCCCGUCAACGGCCUCAAGCCGUCCACAGGCACAACGUAUGUGGUGGAAAUGGACGGCGUGCCUGAGCAGCAAGGAGAAGUGUACUGCUAAGAAGAGUUGAGUCGCCGUCCCUUCGCUGCACUGGAACACUUGAUUUACUGGACCUUGUUCUAGGAAUUAAAUUUAAUAAUUUUUUCGAUCCUGCGUCUGAAAUGAUGUAACACGGUCUGCUUCGACACAACAUGCAUCUCAUUCAAUUCACUGUGGCCAUGUGCACGUCGCAGCAAUGACCCAUGAUAUCUACUUAAAUUAGAUUUUCUUUCUGCUGAGACAUAUUCUGCUCAUAUUCAGGUUCAUAAUUUUAACUUUGGUCGUUACUUGAAACGGUUUACAUGCGGUGAUGUUCAUCAGUUUCCUCAGACUGUCCAUUCUUUCACAGCCUCCGUCUGGUUUUGUCUCUUUAAGGCCCCGAGGCAUCAGGGGGCCCCUGGGCCACAGACUAUGGCUUCAAGUGACUGUUAAUAUAUGAAGACGCACAAAAAGACCACGAAGAAGAGACGGAAGAGACUCACAAAACAAGGAGAACAACAUGACAGAGGGAUUCAAGAUUUGGACAAAAACAUUCACAAUGGCGGAGCGCGGGAGGGUUUGGGUCCGAGGCCUUGUCCAUAACACCUCGGAGAAGACGCGUGCUGUUGCUCCUCCAACGCACCAUUUGGAUUCAUACCACCAGUUUUACGCAAACUCAAAAUUUCUGUCACUGAUUGUUUUGAUCAAAAAACCCCAAUGGAUGAGAUACAAGAAGAAUCAAACAUGGACAUCACCAGACUGAAAGAGGACGGAGGGUAACUGUCUGUCAGUGGAGUGAGACUGACAUCUGUUGGAACAACAAUGCAUUUCAGAUGUAUUUCUACAGUGUUUGAUGC